AUGGAUACUGCUAGCACCGCGAACCCGGCCAACCCUCCAACGUCCCUCAAGAACCCCAGUGAAGGCUCGCUGCUGUCCGCCCAGAAGAGCUCGCAGCUCCAGGCCGUAUUGCAUCCGCUGGUGCUCCUCACAAUUUCCGACUACAUCACACGACACACACUCCGAGAGAGCAAGGGCCCCAUUAUCGGAGCUCUCCUGGGCCAGCAGAAUGGCCGAGAAAUCACCAUCGAACACGCUUUUGAUUGCCAUACCCAGGAAGCUCCGUUGAUAGCGGGAGGCUAUUUGAUUGAUCCUGUAAAUUUCAGCUCAAGAUUGGAGCAGAUGUGCCUUGUCCACAAGGAUCGAAAACUAGACUUUGUCGGCUGGUACACCUUGCUGCCACCGUCAGGUCCCUCAUCUACCGUCUUGCCUAUCCACAGCCAGAUCCUCGAGGGCUGGAACGAAUCUGCCAUUCUGCUGGGCUUCCAUCCCCAAGAGGUCAUGGAGCACUCGGUUGGCGGUAAACUGCCGCUGACCAUCUACGAAAGCAACUACGAAGUCGACGAUGCCAAGGCUGACAACGAUGGAGAGGAUAAGAAAAUGGAAGAUGGAGAUACCUUGCUCAAGCUAAAGUUCCGAGAGGUGCCGUAUUCCGUCGAGACCGAUGAAACCGAGAUGAUUAGCAUGAACUACGUCGCUAGUGGUGGUGGAAACGCCGCUGCUAGUGCCCCUGCGUCAGCUGCCAAGGAUGAACGACCUGCUCGCUCGAUUGAGUCAAACGGAAAAGGAAAACGAAGGCUAGUGGAAAGCGAGGUUGACGAGAAGAAGGAUGAGCCACUGGAUGAUGCAACAGUUCUCACGCGGGAGGAGGAUGAGAUGCUUGCCUCGUUGACGGCCAAGGCAAACGCCAUAAAGAUGCUGCACUCUAGAAUCCAGCUCAUCACUGCUUACCUGGAGCGUCUACCACCUUCUUUUAUCACCGGAGCUUCUCAAGAGGAGAGCAUGGAUACGGACUCCAACAAUACCACACCGUCGUUGAACGUCAUUCGACAAAUUCAAGCUCUCAUCAGUCGGCUCGACCUCGUCAUCCCUUCAGACAAGGAAGCUUUCGAAAAGGAAGUACAGAGCGAGACAAACAAUGUCAACCUUGUCGGGCUGCUAAAUUCCAUCAUGCAGGGUGUAAACCAAGCACGAGACGUGGGCAAGAAAUUCCAUGCCAUUGAGUCUAGCAAGCAUGCGGCAGCUAGACGUGGUGGGACAUCAGACUACUCCUCUACAACUGCGUAUAACGUUCCAGGCACAGGCGAUAUACUCGUUUAG
Messenger RNA from Trichoderma atroviride IMI 206040, 1299 nucleotides. RefSeq lists its product as uncharacterized. Gene Ontology annotation, biological process: protein deneddylation. NCBI's taxonomy places the organism in Eukaryota, Fungi, Ascomycota, Sordariomycetes, Hypocreales, Hypocreaceae. The record is from RefSeq and is a predicted model, not a curated record. Gene Ontology annotation, cellular component: COP9 signalosome. Gene Ontology annotation, molecular function: metallopeptidase activity; protein binding.